Molecule: messenger RNA, 5254 nt
Organism: Zalophus californianus (California sea lion)
Lineage: Eukaryota; Metazoa; Chordata; Mammalia; Carnivora; Otariidae
Gene: SEMA6D
Product: semaphorin 6D
Exons: 22
Coding region: 698-3958 (1086 amino acids)
Biological process (GO): neural crest cell migration; negative chemotaxis; negative regulation of axon extension involved in axon guidance
Molecular function (GO): chemorepellent activity; semaphorin receptor binding
Source: RefSeq, a predicted model, not a curated record
UGCUACCCCAGGACCUUUCCUCCUCUUGGAGACCUUGGCUUUUCAGAGAGAGGUGGGGGCUUUGGCAGGGGAAGUUUAGAGCUGAGGGAGCGGCAGAAGCACGUGGGCUGAGGGGGGUGGGAGGACGCAGACGGAGGAGUAACCGGUGGAAGUGUCCAAAGAGGAAGGAGCGGAGGGCUGCUGAGGUGACAGGGAGUGGUCGGUGGGGGAGCAGCCGAACCGCGAGAGGAGGGCCGAGAGGACCCACUCGGGACAGAGGCGGCUGUGGGGAGGUGCCUGCGUCGCUCGGUGCCGUGACAGCGAGGAGCGCGCCGCGGGGCCGGGGUGGCAAGGGGAGUUUCCGUCCUCGCUCAAGUGGAGCCCAGCUCGGAGCUGCGCCAGCGCCUUCCGCCUUGGCCCGCGGUGCCAGACACCUGCCGAGUCCGAAGCGGUUGUCCGGCUGAGCCUUCGGCCCCCAAGAUCACCAACCUGAGCAUAUGCCAGUUGACAUGGGAACACUGAGGCCAGCAAUUUAAGGAUUUUCACAUUUGCCUGCAGUGAAUGCAGAGUCCUGGAUCGCUCAGCCACAGAUUGACAGCCUGGAAUCCUAAGGAAGACCAAGACUCCUAACAAUUUUUGACGACACAAGCCAAUCUUCCCCAAGGUAGCUAAGUGGGAUUUCUGAGGAGGGGCUGCUCUGACUUCAUCUUGGCCCACCAUGAGGUUCUUCCUGCUUUGUGCCUACAUGCUGCUCCUGAUGAUUCGCCAGCUGAGGGCAGUCAGCUUUCCUGAAGAUGAUGAACCCCUCAAUACAGUUGAUUAUCACUAUUCAAGGCAAUAUCCGGUUUUUAGAGGACGCCCUUCGGGCAAUGAAUCCCAGCACAGGCUGGACUUUCAGCUGAUGUUGAAAAUUCGAGACACACUUUAUAUUGCUGGCAGGGAUCAAGUUUAUACAGUAAACUUGAAUGAAAUCCCCAAAACAGAAGUAAUACCGAGCAAGAAACUGACAUGGCGGUCAAGACAACAGGACCGAGAAAACUGUGCUAUGAAAGGCAAACAUAAAGAUGAAUGCCACAACUUUAUUAAAGUAUUUGUUCCAAGAAACGAUGAGAUGGUUUUUGUAUGUGGUACCAAUGCGUUUAAUCCCAUGUGUAGAUACUAUAGGUUGAAUACCUUAGAGUAUGACGGGGAGGAAAUUAGUGGCCUGGCAAGAUGCCCAUUUGAUGCCAGACAAACCAAUGUUGCCCUUUUUGCUGAUGGGAAGCUAUAUUCUGCCACAGUGGCUGACUUCUUGGCCAGCGAUGCUGUUAUUUAUCGAAGCAUGGGUGAUGGAUCUGCCCUUCGUACAAUAAAAUAUGAUUCCAAAUGGAUAAAAGAGCCACAUUUUCUUCAUGCCAUAGAAUAUGGAAACUUUGUCUAUUUCUUCUUUCGAGAAAUUGCCGUAGAACAUAAUAAUUUAGGCAAGGCUGUGUAUUCCCGUGUGGCCCGCAUCUGUAAAAAUGACAUGGGUGGCUCCCAGCGGGUCCUGGAGAAACACUGGACUUCAUUUCUGAAGGCUCGGCUUAACUGCUCUGUCCCCGGAGAUUCGUUUUUCUACUUUGAUGUUCUGCAGUCUAUUACAGACAUCAUACAAAUCAAUGGCAUCCCCACUGUGGUCGGGGUGUUCACCACACAGCUCAACAGCAUUCCUGGGUCUGCAGUGUGUGCAUUUAGCAUGGAUGACAUUGAAAAAGUAUUCAAAGGACGGUUUAAAGAACAGAAAACCCCAGAUUCUGUGUGGACAGCAGUCCCCGAAGACAAAGUACCGAAGCCAAGGCCUGGCUGUUGUGCAAAGCACGGCCUUGCCGAAGCUUAUAAAACCUCCAUCGAUUUCCCUGAUGAAACCCUGUCGUUCAUCAAAUCCCACCCGCUAAUGGACUCUGCCAUCCCACCCAUUGCCGACGAGCCCUGGUUCACAAAGACCCGGAUUAGGUACAGACUGACGGCCAUUGCCGUCGACCACACUGCUGGGCCCCACCAGAACUACACAGUCAUCUUUGUUGGCUCUGAAGCUGGCGUGGUGCUUAAAGUUUUGGCAAAGACCAGUCCUUUCUCUUUGAAUGACAGUGUAUUGCUGGAAGAGAUUGAAGCAUACAACCAUGCAAAGUGUAAUGCUGAGAAUGAGGAGGACAGAAAGGUCAUCUCAUUACAAUUGGAUAAAGACCAUCACGCUGUGUACGUGGCGUUCUCCAGCUGCGUUAUUCGCCUUCCCCUCAGUCGCUGUGAGCGUUACGGAUCCUGUAAAAAGUCUUGUGUUGCAUCUCGGGACCCGUACUGUGGCUGGUUAAGCCAGGGCACCUGUGGCAGAGUGACCCCAGGGACGCUGCUGUUAACCGAAGACUUCUUUGCUUUCCAUAACCACAGCGCUGGAGGUUACGAACAAGACGCAGAAUACGGCAACACGGCCCACCUAGGGGACUGCCAUGAAAUUUUGCCUACUUCAACUACACCAGAUUACAAAAUAUUUGGCGGUCCAACAUCUGACAUGGAGGUAUCUUCAUCAUCUGUUACCACAAUGGCAAGUAUCCCAGAAAUUACACCUAAAGUGAUUGAUACCUGGAGACCUAAACUGACGAGCUCCCGGAAAUUUGUAGUUCAAGAUGACCCAAACACUUCUGAUUUUACUGAUCCUUUAUCAGGUAUCCCAAAGGGUGUACGAUGGGAGGUCCAGUCAGGAGAGUCCAACCAGAUGGUCCACAUGAAUGUCCUCAUCACCUGUGUCUUUGCCGCUUUUGUUUUGGGUGCGUUCAUUGCAGGUGUGGCAGUAUACUGCUAUCGUGACCUGUUUGUUCGGAAAAACAGAAAGAUUCAUAAAGAUGCAGAAUCUGCCCAGUCGUGCACAGACUCCAGUGGAAGUUUUGCCAAACUGAAUGGUCUCUUUGACAGCCCGGUCAAGGAAUAUCAACAGAAUAUCGAUUCUCCCAAAUUGUACAGUAACCUGCUGACCAGUCGGAAAGAGUUGCCUCCCAGUGGAGAUACUAAAUCCAUGGUGAUGGACCAUCGGGGCCAACCUCCCGAACUGGCUGCUCUCCCCACGCCUGAGUCUACACCUGUGCUUCACCAGAAGACCCUGCAGGCCAUGAAGAGCCACUCAGACAAGGCCCAUGGCCAUGGGGCUUCAAGGAAAGAAACCCCACAGUUUUUCCCUUCUAGUCCACCACCCCAUUCCCCAUUAAGUCACGGGCAUAUCCCCAGUGCCAUUGUUCUUCCUAAUGCUACUCAUGACUACAACACGUCUUUCUCAAACUCCAAUGCUCACAAAGCUGAAAAGAAGCUUCAAAAUAUUGACCACCCACUUACAAAGUCAUCCAGUAAAAGAGAUCACCGGCGUUCUGUGGAUUCCAGAAAUACCCUCAAUGAUCUCCUGAAGCAUCUAAAUGACCCAAACAGCAACCCCAAAGCCAUCAUGGGAGAUAUCCAGAUGGCCCACCAGACCCUAAUGCUGGAUCCUGUGGGACCUAUGUCUGAGGUCCCACCCAAGGUCCCUAACCGGGAGGCAUCACUGUACUCUCCUCCUUCAACUCUCCCCAGAAAUAGCCCAACCAAGCGAGUGGACGUCCCCACCACUCCUGGAGUCCCAAUGACUUCUCUGGAAAGACAAAGGGGUUAUCACAAAAAUUCCUCCCAGAGGCACUCUAUAUCUGCAAUGCCUAAAAACUUAAACUCACCAAAUGGUGUUUUGUUAUCUAGACAGCCUAGUAUGAACCGUGGAGGGUACAUGCCCACCCCCACUGGGGCAAAGGUGGACUAUAUUCAGGGAACACCAGUGAGUGUUCAUCUGCAACCUUCCCUCUCCAGACAGAGCAGUUAUACCAGUAAUGGCACCCUUCCUAGGACGGGACUAAAGAGGACACCGUCCUUAAAACCUGAUGUGCCACCAAAGCCUUCCUUUGUUCCUCAAACCACGUCUGUCAGACCACUGAACAAAUACACUUACUAGGCUCAAGUGUGCUAUUCUCCGUGUGGCUUUAUCCUGUCCGUGUUGUUGAGAGGAUGAUGUUGUAAGGGUACCUUAAGAUGAGAGACUCCCUUGUAUUUUAAGAGAACUAAGUGGCCAAAGAAACUCUUUCUAACUUUGGCAACAUCAGAACUUGCCACAUGUAGCUACUACAGCAAAGCUUCUGUGUACUUGCCGGAAAACAAAGGAAGGUGCUGGUCAUUCCAUUUCUUUUGUUUGAAGCUAAAGAGAUGUGUAGCUCCCAGGGGCUACCCUACCAGCAGAGAAAGCUGAUACAGUACUCAGAAGAAUCUGUGAGCAAAUACUUGAAAAUGGGUUCAACUUAGACUACCGUUAUGUGUGGUCUUCCCAUUAAAUGUGAACAUUUUAAUUGUAUGCAUUCACCUUGCCUCUUGCACAAAUGUCAAAAAAUAAUGGUAAUGUCUCAAAGAAAUGAACUUGUAGAUUACCAAACGAUUUGCUGAAAAUUCAUUCUUUGACCCAAACUGUAGCAUUUUUUUCAAGUGUGGCAUUUUUUUCAUGCCACCAGUGAACUGCGGUGCGUGUGCGUGUGUGUGCGUGCGUGUGUGUGUGCAUUCGUGCAUAUGUGUGUGUGAGUGUGUGUGUGUGUGUUCUCUACCCACUAGGAUUUGUUUUGGUGCCCAUUGCAUCUUUCUGUGCUAUGGACUUGUUUACAUUGAGCAUGACUGAACAAGAGACAAUAUCUUCUUCCCACAGCAGUCCAUUGGGCGCAGCUUUGAGAAAAGAAACAAAUAAAAUCAAGGCUGAUUUGACCAUCAAAAUGAUUCACUUGACUCUCAUGGUCCCCAAUGCCAGAAUGUAAGAGUUCUAAGUAAUUUUGUGCUGCUAUUCAUUAAAACUUCUAUUACAGUCUUGCUAGCUUAAGGAGAUAGAGAUGUUAAGAGGUAUCCUUGAUUUAUCCACCAGUAUUCAGUAGUAAAAUUUACCUGUCCACUGUGAAUCCAAACCUGACUCACUGUAUUUAACCUUGGACACACUAAUAAGGUUUUAUUUUGAUGUUGUUUAGUUUCUCCUGUGUAGUAUAAUUUCUCUCCCUUUAACUCCUCCUACCCCCAAGAUAAAAGAACAAAACAAAACAGAAGACAAAAGAAGGAGAUGUGAAAGGAUUUCUAAUUGGCCUAACAGAGAGAGUCUCUGAAAACCGAACAGUGGUGCAAUCAUGUUGUCUAUGUUGUGUUAUAUGAGAAUUUUCUUUUAAGUCAUGCAGGUAAUGACAAUAUACUGUAAAUAUUACAUGUGAGUUUACCUGAAUCUGUG